This is a messenger RNA of Hibiscus syriacus, 1405 nucleotides long. Its product is annotated as protein DETOXIFICATION 33-like. Gene Ontology annotation, molecular function: antiporter activity; xenobiotic transmembrane transporter activity. Gene Ontology annotation, biological process: xenobiotic detoxification by transmembrane export across the plasma membrane. The record is from RefSeq and is a predicted model, not a curated record. The coding region runs from base 72 to 1328 and encodes 418 amino acids. Gene Ontology annotation, cellular component: membrane. The transcript is spliced from 7 exons. Lineage: Eukaryota; Viridiplantae; Streptophyta; Magnoliopsida; Malvales; Malvaceae.
GUGAGUACCCAUCACUGUAAACGUUUCGUUUAGUUCAUUUGCAGUGCAAGCUUUCACUAGAAAGCGCGGCUAUGGCGGCUGACAUUGUUCCACUUCUCAACGACUGUGACGACAAUGAUAGCAAGCAAAGAGGAACGUUUGUUUACUUGGUUAAGGAGUUCGGAUACGAGUCGAAGAGAUUAUGGCAUAUUGCCGGGCCGGCAAUUUUCACCGCAAUUUGUCAGUAUUCAUUGGGAGCCCUCACCCAGACAUUUACCGGCCAACUUACCGAACUAGACCUUCCUGCAGUAUCUGUCGAGAACUCUGUUAUAGCUGGGCUUGGUUUCGGUGUUACGUUGGGAAUGGGGAGCGCAUUGGAGACUUUAUGUGGUCAAGCAUAUGGUGCUGGGCGGCUAAGGAUGCUGGGCGUUUACAUGCAGAGAUCAUGGAUCAUUCUAGUGAUUACAUCAUGUUUAAUCUCUCCCAUUUACAUUUGGUCUCCUCCAAUUCUUAAACUGUUUGAGGAAACCACUGAAAUCUCCGAUGCUGCAGGUAAGUUUGCUCUAUGGAUGAUGCCACAGUUAUUUGCUUAUGCUAUGAACUUCCCCAUACAAAAGUUCUUACAAGCUCAGAGCAAAGUUUUGGUGAUGGCUUGGGUCUCAGCACUGGUGUUGGUCCUUCAUGCCUUUUUCAGCUGGCUGCUGAUACUUAAGCUCGAUUGGGGCUUGAUCGGUGCUGCUGUAACUUUGAACGUAUCGUGGUGGCUCAUAGUUAUUGGACAGUUGCUGUACAUUUUUAUUACAAAGUCGGAUGGUGCUUGGUCUGGUUUCUCAAGGCUAGCAUUUGCGGAUCUAUUCGGUUUUGUCAAGCUUUCUUUGGCUUCUGCUAUUAUGUUAUGUCAUUUGUUGAAAAUGUGGUGCAGCUUGGAGUUUUGGUAUUUAAUGGUGCUGAUAGUCAUAACAGGUCUCCUGCCAAACCCUCUGAUAGCAGUUGAUGCCAUUUCCAUUUGCAUGAACAUAAAUGGAUGGGAUGCAAUGAUUGCACUUGGGUUCAAUGCAGCUAUAAGUGUGAGAGUAUCAAAUGAACUUGGAGCUGGAAACGCUCGGCUUGCCAAAUUUUCAGUGCUGGUUGUUUCGAUGACAUCCGUGAUCAUCGGGAUCGUUUGCAUGAUUGUGGUGUAUGCGACCAGAGGUUACUUCCCGUACCUCUUCACCAGCAGUAAUGCAGUUGCCAAAGAAACUACUAAGCUAGCUCUAUUGUUGGGAUUUACUGUCCUCUUAAACAGCCUCCAACCGGUCUUAUCCGGGCAUUUGGUCAGGCAUGAUUGCGGGUAUUGUUCUGCAAACUGAAGUAUAAUUGGAAUAUAACUGGAGUAUAACUGGAGUAUGUCAGAAUAAGAAAAAAAAAAGAAGAAGUCCCUUAAGAA